UCUGGUAUUUGGUGGCCAUAAUCACUAUGUGUUAUGUCACUGCGGUCAGAAUGAACGUGUUUGUGUUUUUAUUGUUGUUUGUAAAGAUUUUGUGCGUGACCGGCAAGUACAAUUGGGAUUAUAAAGGAUACAAAGUCUACAAUGUGGACCUGAAGACCGAAGACCAAGAAAAGCAGUUCCAUCGGCUGAAGAGUGACGCCGUGGACUAUUGGCGGAAACCCUCAGUAAAGCAUGGUGUGGUGGGCCAAGCUAUGGUGCCGCCUUCCCAUGAAGAAUGGUUUGAAGAACAGCUCGAGUUAUUGGGGGUAGAAAAAGAUAUCGCUAUUGAAGAUGUUUAUGAUUAUUUAGCCGAGAAAGACUCAAAUGUGGUGAGAAUAGCUCGCAAUGAUGCUGACGGCGGUGCUUCUGAUGAUAAUGGCCCUGAGGAUGAUGACGACAUUGAAGACAGUGGCGAGCAAGACAUUGGCUCUGAAGAAAAUGUCUCUGAGGACGAUGACGACGAAUCUGUGGAUGACUUUGAUUUUACGGAUUACUAUCGGUAUGAUAAGAUUCUCGCCCAUUUAUACCGCCUACAAGAAUCUUACACUAAUUCAACUACUUCCUUAGAAGUUAUCGAAUUUGGUCGCACUGAAGAAAACCGACCUUUAGUUUAUUUGAAACUAACAAACAUGAACAAUCAGAUAGACAUACAAAAACCCGUUAUAGUGGUCGAAGCAGGGAUUAUACCUCGAGAAUGGAUUACUAUACCCGUUUCUUUCUAUGUGGUUGAAAAAGUUUUGGAUGAAGCUACGUUUUUGGAUGACUUUGAAUGGGUGAUCAUUCCUGUAUUGAAUCCUGAUGGAUACGAGUACACGCAUACUAAUCUUCGUUUCUGGACCAAAUCCAGGAGCACCAACAGCAACUUGGGCUUCAUCUGCCCCGGAGUGAACAUCAACCGUAACUUCGACAUCGACUGGUUGAAUUUCGAUUCCAGCUCCAGUGCUUGCAGCCACCUCUUUGCUGGAGUCAGUCCUUUCUCAGAAAUCGAGAGCCAACUCGUACGAUUCAUCAUCGAAGAGUUUGGAAGUCGAUUGAGGAUGUAUAUCUCUUUGCAAAACACAGGAGGCUUCAUUUCAUAUCCUUGGCAUUACGAAAGGGCUGCCAGUGGGAUGUUCAGACAACACCUGCUCUUAGGCAGGGACAUGUUAGCUGCUAUGGAAGAUGAAUACUCCUUAGAUAUUGCUGCAGAAGCUACAGGCGACAGAGUUUCAGGAACGAGCACAGAUUAUGCUAGAAAUGCAACUGUAUUAUACACUUUUAAUGUAGAUGUUGUGCCUAGAGGCACCGAUGCAGUUUUAGUACCGAAGGAAGAAAUAGUCGAUAUUGCAGAAGAUGUGUUUAGAGCUGUGUCUGUGGCUGCCAAUGGUGUACUUUGA
Ostrinia nubilalis (European corn borer) is the source of this 1415-nucleotide messenger RNA. RefSeq names its product carboxypeptidase B-like. Lineage: Eukaryota; Metazoa; Arthropoda; Insecta; Lepidoptera; Crambidae. Gene Ontology annotation, biological process: proteolysis. Gene Ontology annotation, molecular function: zinc ion binding; metallocarboxypeptidase activity. The transcript is spliced from 5 exons. The record is from RefSeq and is a predicted model, not a curated record. Bases 27 to 1415 code for a protein of 462 amino acids.